Molecule: messenger RNA, 2691 nt
Organism: Eubalaena glacialis (North Atlantic right whale)
Lineage: Eukaryota; Metazoa; Chordata; Mammalia; Artiodactyla; Balaenidae
Gene: PNMA1
Product: PNMA family member 1
Exons: 1
Coding region: 838-1899 (353 amino acids)
Source: RefSeq, a predicted model, not a curated record
AAAGCCGCUUGCCGGCCGGCCCCGCCCGCCACUGCGGCCGUUACGCCUCGGCUGGCUGCGGGUCUGACCAGUCGGAAGCCGCGCUGCGCCGUCGCGCUUCAACCUGCCGCAACCCGGGCGCGCUGUCGCCGCGGCCUGCCUUCGCCUGCGCCGCCUCUAGCCUUGCUUCCGCAUCCUACCCGCGCCUCCGCUGCCUGUGUUCUGGGUCCCCGGCCGGCCGUCCUCCCAGCCCAGACGGGCACCUGCUCCAGCGAAGGAGCCUCUCUCGGGCUGGCCCCGCUGCCACCGCUGCGAAUUCGGGGUAGUCUCUUCCUCCGGGGGCGGCACAGUUCUCGUCUGCAGAGAAGCGGCUUCUCGCGCGCCUGAAGGCCGGGCUCCGACCGCGAAAGCCCGGUUGACGCCGUGAGCAGCCGCGAGUGCCUGGCGCCGGGGCUGAGAACAGAAGGCCACGCCCCGCGAUUACACCCUGGCGGCCUCUACAGCCCGGCGGCUCCUGCCUUCGCCGCCCGCCCUCACUCCUCGCCUCUGAGCUGCGACGCGACACCCUGCCUACAGGUGGAGGACCCAGCCCGCGGACCCCGACCAGAGACUCAAGAUGGCGGUGGCCGCGUAACUGAGCAUCCCGCAGGCUUCGCUCCGAGAACGCGGAGGACUGACAUUGGGGGGCAGCGAAAGGACGAGAGCAGGACUCUGGUGUCGUUUGUUAAUCGUGGUUGCGUGAAGCUUGACUCCUCGGGCAUAUUGCGGGGGAGUGUUUGCUGUUGUCCCAAGUCCUAGAGCACAGGGAACCACAGUAACCCGGAUUUUGUAGAAUUGGGGCCCUUGAUAGUUGGCAAAAUGGCGAUGGCACUGUUGGAAGACUGGUGUAGGGGGAUGGAUGUGAACUCCCAGAGAGCCCUGCUGGUCUGGGGAAUCCCAGUGAACUGUGAUGAGGCUGAAAUCGAAGAGACCCUCCAGGCUGCGAUGCCCCAGGUGCCCUAUCGAGUGCUUGGGAGAAUGUUCUGGAGGGAAGAGAAUGCCAAAGCAGCCUUGUUAGAGCUCACUGGCGCUGUCGAUUACGCCGCGAUCCCCAGGGAGAUGCCAGGUAAAGGAGGGGUCUGGAAAGUGGUCUUUAAGCCCCCGACUUCCGAUGCUGAAUUUCUAGAAAGGUUGCACCUCUUCCUAGCAAGAGAGGGGUGGACCGUGCAAGAUGUUGCCCGUGUCCUUGGGUUUCAGAACCCCACUCCGGCCCCAGGCCCAGAUAUGACAGCAGAGAUGCUAAACUAUAUUUUGGAUAAUGUUAUUCAGCCUCUUGUUGAGUCUGUAUGGUACAAGAAGCUGACACUCUUCUCCGGGAGGGACAUCCUGGGGCCUGGGGAGGAGACAUUUGGUCCCUGGCUGGAGCACACUAAUGAGGUCAUAGAGGAGUGGCAGGUGUCAGAUGUGGAAAAGAGGCGGCGGUUGAUGCAGAGUCUUAGAGGCCCUGCUGCUGAAUUCAUACGCAUUCUCAAGAUCAGCAACCCUGCGAUUACCACCGCCGAAUGCCUGAAGGCGCUUGAGCAGGUGUUUGGGAGCGUGGAGAGCUCUAGGGAUGCGCAGGUCAGAUUUCUGAACACUUACCAGAACCCGGGAGAAAAGUUAUCUGCUUAUGUCAUUCGUCUGGAGCCUCUGCUGCAGAAGGUGGUGGAGAAGGGGGCCAUAGAUAAAGAUAACGUGAAUCAGGCUCGCCUGGAGCAGGUCAUUGCCGGGGCCAACCACAGCUGGGCCAUCCGAAGGCAGCUGUGGCUGACCGGGGCUGCGGAAGGGCCAGCGCCAAACCUCUUCCAGUUGCUGGUGCAGAUCCGCGAGGAGGAGGCCAAGGAAGAGGAGGAGGAGGCUGAGGCUGCCCUCCUGCAGUUAGGCCUGGAGGGGCACUUCUGAGUCCCCAGAAAAGGGGCUUUAGUGCAGACCUAGAUCACAGCUGCUUUUGUUCGUUGUCUUUGUGCUGUCUUACAGGUGUGUCUCCUAGUAGUAAAGACUUAGCCAUGGUUUUUUGGGGCGAAGUCAGGCCUGCGUAUUCAUGUAACAUUAGUAAAAUCGUGCAGGCAAGCACCAGAGCUGCUGCGGUACAAGUGAGUCAUGCUACGAUGCCAGGGAAAGGUUUGGACACGAGUGCUCAGUGCAAGCUGUCAUCAGCUUGCAUCAUCAUCAGUUGUGGAAAACGUGAACUCGUGACACUUCCCGUCGAGGUAAUUAAAUGUGAAAUUGCACGUUCAGAUGUUUAGUGCAGGGCCUGGCUAACACAAGAAGUGCUCAAUAAAAAUGUGAACUGUUAUUACUACUAUCGUGAAUAGUUUUUGUGUUUACUGUAAAUUGUUCCUGAUUUACAUUAACGGAAAGAAAUGUGAAUUAGAUAUUCAACUUUAGAGUGCAAGUUUCUUAUUUUUCAUCUUUAAACAUCUAAAUCAGUUUAACUGAAAAGUGUUCCGAGACUACAAAAUGGGUUGUUAGAAAAAUACUGCACUUGUAGAGCUGUGUAAAUCAAGUUUUCACUGGACAAGAUACAGAUACAGAUUGCAAGCGGAGGUUAAUAUGAACCAGUUAGAGUAUCUAUUCCCCCAUUUCAAAUCUUUGUCAUUGAAGUGUAGUUUACCUUGUUCAUGCUGAGUCUAAGUGUUCUAAAUUCGAAGUUAUCAAAUAAAUGUAUUAUUAAUAAAAAUAUUUUUAAAAUUC